GUAUGAGUUUUAUAUUUAAUUAUAUUUGAAACCUUUAUAAUUAUUGUCUUGAUCUCACGAGAAGAUGCCAACAUGACUAAAAGUAACAUGGCCGACAUGGGGAAACUGUGGGAAGAUUUACGGAAACAAGCAAGACAACUUGAAAAUGAAAUUGAUCUCAAGCUGGUGUCAUUCAGCAAGCUUGGUACAAGCUAUUCAUCACAGAGAGACUUCGACAGUGCAGCCCUUGGAGAGAAAAGUGAUACUGCACCUCUUAUUAACAAAUCUAGCAGUGAGCACAUGUUUGAUACAAUGGCCAUGGAGAUAAAGCAGUUACUCUCCAAGUUGACAGCGGUCAAUGACCGGAUGGUGGAGUACACGCAGACCGUCAGUAUGAAUUCCCCGGCUCUGCUGCACACCCUGCAGCGGCACCGCGACAUCCUGCAGGAUUACACACACGAGUUCCAGAAGACCGAGGCCAACAUCGCAUUUCUCAGAGAGAGGGAGGACCUGCUGGGAUCUGUACACAGAGAUAUCAAUUCAUACAAGAACUCAUCCGGUCUAAACAGAAGAACAGAUUUAUAUUUAAAAGAAAAUGAUCACAUAAGAAGUUCAGAAAGAAUGAUAGAUGAUCAAAUAAGUAUUGCAAUAGCUACAAAAGAAAACUUACAGUCACAGAAAUCGAUGCUGGGAACAAUCUCACAGAAAAUGAACUCAUUAGGAAAUCGAUUUCCAUUGAUCAACAGUUUAAUGCAGAGAAUAAACAUUCGGAAGCGGAGGGAUUCCAUCAUUCUUGGACUUGUAAUAGCCGUGUGCGUCAUACUCUUAAUAUUAUAUGCUUUCCACUAGCACCCGUGUUCACGACAGUAUCAGCAAUUUGUCGUUAAGACUGUUUAAAUCCGAAUCUGUGUAAAUUUUAUUGUGUACCUGUGCAAACCAGUUUGAAGACAAAUGGUUGAUUCUCAAGUGUAUGGGUAAUAUUUGUUACAGGUUGUUACGUACAUAUCUGUGAUGGUGGUGAACGAAAGUGCGAGGAUCGACGGCUGAGAUGUAAAUAUGGACCUGUGCUCAGCUGACUUUGUUCCUCAGAGAUCCUAUAAUUUAUUUCCCUUUACUACUGCCCUGCUAAGGUGAAAAGCAGUAUAUGAUAAUCUAGUGCAGAACGAGUUUAUGAAUUGUGGUAUUUUAAAAUGAGCAUCACCAUAAUAAAAAAUAUACCAUAUUUUGUGGACUAUACAGCUCACCCUUAAAGAACCCGCACCCCUGUAUUUGAACAUGCUUUACUUUAAAGAUACCUUUCACAUAUAAGAUACACUGUUUUAUGAGCUGCAUGUGACACGGUACAUUGGUUCAAUGUCGGAGGCAAAUCGGGGUGGGGGUUGGGGGGGUGGCAGGGGUCCAGGCCCCCUCUAAAUUUUGUGAAUUAUAAUUUUAUUAUUUAUAAAUUUUUAUUUUUUUUACAAUCUCCCUCCAAACCUCUCCCAAAGUUCCCUUGGCAAACCGCCUCAUGUCAUUUUGCCCCCCCCCCCCCCCCCCCCCC
This is a messenger RNA of Gigantopelta aegis, 1519 nucleotides long. RefSeq names its product Golgi SNAP receptor complex member 1-like. NCBI's taxonomy places the organism in Eukaryota, Metazoa, Mollusca, Gastropoda, Neomphalida, Peltospiridae. Bases 73 to 828 code for a protein of 251 amino acids. Gene Ontology annotation, cellular component: Golgi membrane; cis-Golgi network; Golgi medial cisterna. The transcript has 9 exons. The record is from RefSeq and is a predicted model, not a curated record. Gene Ontology annotation, biological process: endoplasmic reticulum to Golgi vesicle-mediated transport; vesicle fusion. Gene Ontology annotation, molecular function: SNAP receptor activity.